AUGCAGAAGACGGAGUCGAAGGAUAGCCAGACAAGCACGAAUGAUGGGUAUGCAUUCACUCAGCUGCCUCACGUCUGUCUUCCUGGACUUUGUUUCCUGCAAGGUGAUUACGUAGCAGUUGAUGCGCUCUGCAGUUUCGAGAAGGGCGUGAAGAUCGGCUUUGGUGGAGACUGUCCUGGUGUUGCAGGUGCAGAGCAUGAGACAAUCUCCAUGACGAGUUGUGCCGUAUCUCUUUGA
Strongylus vulgaris is the source of this 237-nucleotide messenger RNA. Lineage: Eukaryota; Metazoa; Nematoda; Chromadorea; Rhabditida; Strongylidae. The record is from the annotation of a GenBank genome assembly.